AUGGAGAAACUAAAAUCGCUCGAACCAAAGCCCCGAAAUCUCUUGACCCUGCCGCCUGAGAUUCAGGCCAAAAUCUUUUCACACCUUGCUGCUUCCUUUGGCAGGUCCAGUAUUCAACCGGUCCUGAGAACAUGCAAGACGCUUUAUGAGGUGGCACUUCCAAUUUCUGUGAGCGAGUUUCGAAACACAGUGCACAGCUCUGAAGGCCAAGGACCGUGUUCUCGGAUCCGCAACGCGCAGUUCUUACGCUACAUUCUUGUUUCCAAGCCUUGGCUGGCCAAGCAUGUCAACACCGUCAUUUUUGGCCAAAUUGCAAAUCGUAGUGGCGAGGAAAGAAGAAAAUAUCCGGAAGACGGGAAACCGGACUCAACCAUUCCCACUGAUGACGAGCUUGUUGUCUACCGUCAGCAUAUUGAGUUAGUCUUAGGGCAGUUACCAUCUGAUUAUAUCAAGGGAUGGUAUAAUCACUGGGUAAAGGACCUUGAGAGGGGCACUUCCGAUGCCCAGAUAAGCUUGAUUUUGCUGGCUUGUCCGAAUAUCCGAACAGUCAUGUUUGAGAUGUCCAAACACAAAAGCCAUUUCCCCCGUUUACUAAACUUCGUGCGAAACCUGGUUGAUAUUAAUACCUCCAUCCAUACACCCGGGUCCGAAUGGGGCGACGGCAAUCAUCCGGAUAUGGUUAUCCCGCUUUCAAAUGUUCAAGACGUGUUUCACGAAACCGUUGAUUACAUUCACGGCUACUCAGAGUUUGAGAUGGACGGUCCAGACCUCUUUGCCCUUCCCCGGCUUCGGUCCUACGAGUGCAUUCUGGCUCGCGGGAAUGACACUGCUGAGAGGAGAUUUGGAGAUCUUCUGCGUAGGAGUACUUCGGUUUCUUCAGUUGAGGAGAUUACUCUGCACUGCUCUGCCUUCACGCCAGGUGCGCUCAAGAAAAUGCUGCGCGUCUGCAAAGCCCUCAGAAAGUUCGAAUUUACACAUCACGGCUAUUCUAUAUCUGGCCUAAUGAUGCCCCGAGAUAUAUUGCACGCUAUCUUACCACAUAGCAAUACACUCGAGGAUCUCUAUAUUAAUUUGAAAGAGGAUUGGGAUAAAGGGUGGAAUUGGCAUGAUUGCCCUGAGAGACUAUAUAUGGGAAUAAGACUUCGCGAAAUGCGUGUACUAAAGAAGCUUACAGUGGGCAUGCAAGCCCUAACAGGUAUUCUUGGUGCAAAGCCCGAGAACCAUGCCUCAGUAGCUCGCCAAAUGCCGCUUGAGGUUGAGGGCGCUCCUCGGCUUGUUGAUUGUCUGCCUGAGAAUGUAGAGUAUCUGAAAGUCCGUGCAUGCGGCCUAGGGAUAGUGUCUCAGGUGGCAGAUCUAAUCAGUGCUGUUGAAGAGGGUAGCCGCUUCAAAAAGCUAAAAUACAUAGGCUUGCUGUUCAAUGGAUGGACCACAGGAAAAGAGGUUGACAAAAGUCAAGUUCACUUGAUAUGCAAUGCACCCGAUGUGCACUUAGAUAUUGGUUUUCAAGACAAAACACGAGCAGUUUACGACCUGGGACGAGAUAUUGGAGAGGGAAACGGAAGAGAACCCCGUACCUGUAACUUGACCUCUCGGAUACACGCCCAGGAUUCUCGCCAGCAUUACUUCGAAACGCGAGGGAUCUCCGAGAUUCCGUGGUACCCAAAGAAUACUGAUUCGUUUUAG
Clonostachys byssicola is the source of this 1683-nucleotide messenger RNA. Lineage: Eukaryota; Fungi; Ascomycota; Sordariomycetes; Hypocreales; Bionectriaceae. The record is from the annotation of a GenBank genome assembly.